This is a messenger RNA of Zygotorulaspora mrakii, 3627 nucleotides long. RefSeq names its product Rax2p (gene RAX2). Lineage: Eukaryota; Fungi; Ascomycota; Saccharomycetes; Saccharomycetales; Saccharomycetaceae. The transcript has a single exon. Gene Ontology annotation, cellular component: plasma membrane of growing cell tip; cellular bud neck; cellular bud scar. Gene Ontology annotation, biological process: cellular bud site selection; positive regulation of establishment of bipolar cell polarity regulating cell shape. The record is from RefSeq and is a predicted model, not a curated record. Bases 1 to 3627 code for a protein of 1208 amino acids.
AUGAUUUUUAUUUGGUUGCUGCACCUACUGGUUCUGGUUGUGAAAGUAUCCUAUAGUGCUCAACUCCAAAAUAUUCGAGAUAGGCUGAACAUUCAAUAUAAUAAUAUACCACCAUUACAACUAUCAAACAAUUCAAAUAAUGUUCUGGAAGUACUCGGCGAUUUCAAAACAUUGAGCAUACUGCGAUAUACGGGGCAGGAAAAUUUUACAAGUGGCAUCGCUAGUAAUUCAAGCCCGCGAGAUCUGAUAUACUACUCCAACGAUACAUUCGUGAAGCUACUUCGUGGUAAUGAUGAUACGUGCAUCAACCAGAUUGUACCAUUUGGAGUUGAUUCAUUUAUUCUAAGUGGCACUGGAUCCUUAUCCGAGCUCUCGUUAGAAAAUCAGCUUUUAUUUAACCUAACCAGCGGUUCUCUUAAUCCAAUAUUUGAAACAAGGUUACUAAAUAUCAAUGCAAUUCUCGAGGAUGGAGACUCUGUAUAUUUCGGUGGCAAUUUCACAUUUACUAAUACCCAGAACUCAUCAUUAAUUGGUCAUUCCGUUUCAAUGUGGAAUUCAACAGGCAACUAUACUUCACUACUUCCCUUCGUCGGGUUUGGUGAGGGAUCUGUAGUGAAUUCAAUCAUUAGAUUGGACACCGAUAAUAUCCUUUUCUCAGGCCGCUUUCAUGAAUUAGAAAAUACUGCAUUGUUGAUAAAAAAUCACAGCGCUACUGCGAAUACCUCCUUUUCCUCCAAUUCUUCCAGCUACUUGCCAUCCAUUCACUUAGGUCAAGUGGUUCCACUCAAACAUUCCAACUGGACCUCACAAGAUGGCAUACUGGAUGAAGAUUCUUUUGUCUGUCCAAAUUCGAAUGCAGAUUCCUGGUUUUUAAAUGGAACCGCUGGCUCCCUUGAAUGUGCUUUACCACAUAGCUUGGUUCCCAAAAAAAUCAGAAUCUAUAACUCACAAAUAGAGGACCAUCAGGUAUCUUUAUUCAGGAUAAUUACGAGGCCUUCGAACGGUAUCAUGAAUUUAACAUAUUUAGAUCCAAUCGAUGGGACUCAAAAGUUUUGUGAUGCAUUUUGUCCACUGAUGUCAAAAAGAAUCUCAACAGAAUCAACCAGGAAUUUGACUAGGCAAAUUUUUAUCGACAAUAACCUUACCGACAUCGGUUGGUCCGACACUUUCCAAGAUUUUGCGUUUGUUGAUGACAUCUUAGUCGCAGAGAUUGAGUUACAAGCAUUAAGUUCCUACGGCAGCCACCUUGGGUUAUCCUCAUUUCAAAUUUAUCAAGAGACGCUUUCGACAUUUGCAAAUAAUUCUUUGAAUGUACCAGAUUGUGAAUUUGAAUCCAAUUAUUCUAAUGCUGAACUAUCAAAUAACACCUGGUACAGCAACUCUCAGGGUACCGGAUCCAUUGCCGCCGAAUAUGCUGGUGGGUCUGAUACAAUACCACGAGUAAGCUUCUAUCCUGACAUUAUAUAUGCAGGAAAUUAUACCAUCAACAUCUAUACACCUGGAUGUUCUUUAGAUAAUACAUGCUCUUCGAGAGGUAUCGCUAAUGUAACCUUGUGGAACCAAACGGACAGCUCCAUCCUGAGUUCAAUUUUAUUAUAUCAAAACAAUGAAGAGUUAAAAUACGACACUGUUUUCUCAGGACAUUUAGACUCUUCGCCGCUGAUAACUCUGGAAUAUCAUUCAAGUGUUUAUCCCAACAAUCCUUCCACAGUGUUUGUUGCAGAUUUUGUUGAUGUGUCGGUCAAUUCAGUCGAUGACCUGAAUAAUAACUUCAGCGAUUCAUCGAAAAUCCUUUUGAAUGGUUUGUUCCAGUAUCAAAAAUCCAACUUCACAAACGGUGCCACUAACAUAUCUGUAGGUAAUACUACACUGAAUAAAUACCCUAAUGAAAAUCUACCUAACAAUUCGUCCUUAUAUGCCUGUAUGUACAACGAGAGUGUUUGGAUUGGUGGAUCAAAUUCCGGUGUUGUAAAACUUGAACUAGAUGAUGGCAUGGCUAUCACAGAGGAGGAUAGAAUUGGAACAUCAGGCCAUGUCGAGAAAAUAUCAGUUUAUUCGGAAGGUAUAAUUAUAUUUGAAACAUUCAACCAAUCAUCUGAAGUCAGAAUUCGGACAUACAAUAGAGCAAACAAUUCCUUUGAAAAUUUGAACAGUUCCUUCACGACAUUUUCUAAUGUUACAUUUCAUGGUUCAGAACUGCUCAUUUUUGACAACCACAAUAUUUUCAAUGUCUCUUCGCAACAAUAUGUUUCAAAUUCUUCUUCAUUCUCUCUCUCUCUUUGGGCUGCUGGCCAGAAUUCACAUGGUGAUUUGAUUUUUUCUGGAGCAGUAUCGGAGAAUGAAUAUUCAAAAUUAAAUGGAUCUGUUGCACUCUUCGGUUCCAAUUCUUCUUUAACGACAAGUUCCAUAAGUGAAAGUGCUUAUCGAGGAAUUUUUUUGAACAACUCCCUUUCCGCUUAUGCAAUCCAUGAUAAAGAGGAUUUUCGAACGCGGAUGGUUUUCACUGAUGGGAGAAGCAGUCCAUGGACUUGGGCCGGGUCCAUUGACUCCAUGCUUUAUUCGAGCAACGAAACACUGCUAGCAGUUGGCUCUUCGGGUGUCUCUCAAAAUUCAUUUUUGACGCUAUUUAAUCUCUCAAAUUUUGAAACGAUUGCGAAUGAAACUCUUUUAGAUGGUAGAAUUAAUUCAAUGGUCUUCUUUGAGAGGAACUCAACAUUUUUAGUAGGGGGAAACUUCACACUUUCUAAUUCCAAUUGUUCCAACUUAUGUCUUUAUUCAUAUGAAAAACAAAGCUGGCAAGGUUUUGAGACCGACUUUGUAGUUCGUGAUGUUAAACAACUCCAACUAAAUAACUCCACGGAGAUAUUGUUAUCCGCCAGUUGGAGCGGUAAUAAAACAUCUAAUUCAGGAUUGGCAUCACUAAAGAUAUCGGAUUUUACCAUGCGGUCUCUUUUAAAUGCAUCGAACGACUUGAGAUUUUCUUCAUCCGAUCAGAAUAGUAUAAUAGCAUGGAACUCUACACAUUUAAUGUCAUAUGACCUUAAUGAUUGGCGAAGGACACGAUUGCCAACUUCGUUACCCAUAGUAGACUUGACUCAAAUCUCCAUCAACGGUCAACUGGAUAAAAGAGAUAACGAAGAUUUACAGGGUAUAUUAGUCAUAGGAAGGUCCCUGAAAUCUGCAGAAAACAAUGUUCAAGCAUUCCUUUACGAUUCUCAGUCCUUCCUCCCUUACUUUUCUGCAAAUUUAAACAGCGAUACUUAUGAUGCCAGUAGCUUUUUCGCGGAUGAAGAUGUAUCUUCACUGUACGUUACAGAUCAACUACUUCUAAAUCCAAAUCGAACCCUUCAGCAUCCAAGAGCGUCUAGCACCUCGUAUAUACCCUCAAGCUCUCCAACCUCUACUUCGACAUCCUCGCACAGAAGUCGCAAAAGAUUAGAUCGGGGAUUCGUGGUUUUAAUUGGAUUAGCACUUGCCGUAGGCACUGUGACACUGAUUGGUAUUACCGGAGUUUCGCUCGCUUUCCUUUUCAAACAAAACGAAACACCAGGCUCAAGAUAUUCCAAAACAAGUGAAGCCGAUAUGACCAGCGCACUGCCGGCUGAGAAGUUGCUUAAGUUCUUGUAG